GCGCGCAGGUCUCUGGUCUCCGCUGCGGCGGCUGGGCCCUGCGUGCGGCCGCGCGUCUUUCCCCAUGGCCGGGCGGCUGGUGCUGUGGCUGCUGCUCGGGCUGGGCCCGGCGGGCGGCGCCCACAUCAAGAAGGCGGAAGCGGCGGCGGGCGAGGGCGAGGCCCCGGCCCCGGCCCCGGCCCCGGGCUACCUGCACGCGGCCGAGCUGGCCGCGGCGCUGCGGGCGCUGGCCGAGGGGGCCCCGCCGGGCCUGGCCCGGCUCUUCAGCAUCGGGCAGUCGGGGGAGGGGCGGCCGCUGUGGGUGCUGCGCCUGACGGCCGGGCUGGAGCCCGCGCGGCCGGGGGCGGGCCCGGGCGGGGCCCCGAUCCCCGGCCGCCCGCAGGUCAAGCUGGUGGGGAACAUGCACGGCGACGAGCCGCUGGGCCGGCCGCUGCUGCUGCGCCUGGCCCGGGAGCUGGUGUCGGGCUGGGCCCGCGGGGACGCCCGGGCCCGCCGCCUCCUCAACGCCACCGACCUCUACCUGCUGCCCAGCCUCAACCCCGACGGCUUCGAGCGGGCCCGCGAGGGCGACUGCGGCGGGACGGCCCCGGGCGGCCGAGAGAACAGCCGCGGCAAGGACCUGAACCGCAGCUUCCCCGACCAGUUCGGGGCGGCCCAGCCCGACCUGGAGCCCGUGCCCGAGGUGCGGGCCCUGAUCGCCUGGAUGCAGCGCAACAAGUUUGUGCUCUCUGGGAACCUGCACGGGGGCUCUGUGGUUGCAAGCUAUCCCUAUGAUGACUCUCCCAUGCACAAGCUCAAUGGAAUCUAUAGCAAAUCAGCUGAUGAUGAAGUGUUUAAAUACCUGGCAAAAGCCUAUGCUUCUAACCACCCGAUAAUGAAAACUGGCACCCCAAACUGCCCAGGGGAGCAAUUUGAGACGUUCAAGAAUGGCAUCACUAAUGGAGCUCAUUGGUAUGAUGUAGAAGGGGGGAUGCAGGAUUACAACUACGUUUGGGCUGACUGCUUUGAGAUCACUUUGGAGCUGUCCUGCUGCAAGUACCCAAUGGCGUCCCAGCUUCAACAGGAAUGGGAGUAUAACCAGGAAUCUCUCCUCACCUUCAUUGAGAAGGUCCACAUGGGAGUAAAAGGGUUUGUCAGAGACUCGGUCACUGGGUCUGGCCUGGCAAAUGCGACCAUUGUUGUUGCUGGCAUCGAUCAUAACAUCACAGCAGGCAGAUUCGGCGACUACCACAGACUGCUCGUGCCUGGAACCUAUAACAUCACAGCAGCUGUCGUAGGCUAUGUGCCACUGACUGUAGAGAAUGUUGAGGUGAAAGAAGGAGCUGCAACAGGAGUGGACUUCUCCCUGCAACCGACUGUCCUGGUGCCUGUUCCUGCCCCUACGCCGGCUGCCACCACUCCUGCCCCAGGCUUUGCUGCCAAUGCCACUGCCCCGGCAAAGACAGCGAGCCCGACUUCUCUCCACCAGCCACUGCAGCCUGAGGACUUUCGCCACCACCACUUCCCAGACAUGGAGAUCUUCCUGAGGAGGUAUGCCAGCGAGUACACCAACAUCACACGCCUCUACUCGGUGGGCAAGUCAGUGGAGCAAAGGGAGCUGUAUGUGAUGGAGAUAUCAGACAACCCAGGCGUCCACGAACCAGGUGAACCAGAGUUCAAGUACAUUGGGAAUAUGCAUGGGAAUGAAGUAGUAGGCCGAGAACUGCUUCUGAAUCUCAUUGAUUAUCUCUGCAAGAACUUCGGAACAGAUCCUGAAGUAACAGAGUUGGUCCUUAAUACCCGAAUCCACAUCAUGCCCUCCAUGAACCCUGAUGGCUAUGAAAAAUCCCAAGAAGGAGACAGAAGCAGCACAGUUGGCAGAAACAAUAGUAACAACUAUGACCUGAACCGAAACUUCCCAGACCAGUUCCUGCCAACGACCGACCCGCUGCAGCCAGAGACUCUCGCUGUCAUGAACUGGCUCAGGGCCUUUCCGUUCGUACUCUCGGCAAACUUGCAUGGAGGUUCUUUGGUGGUUAAUUACCCCUUUGAUGAUGAUGAGAAAGGAAUAGCCAUCUACAGUAAAUCACCAGAUGAUGGUGUGUUUCAGCAGCUUGCACUUUCUUAUUCCAAGGAAAAUACUCAGAUGUACCAGGGCAGCCCUUGUAAGGACAUGUACCCCAAUGAAUAUUUCCCCCAUGGCAUCACUAAUGGGGCUCACUGGUAUAAUGUUCAAGGUGGGAUGCAAGAUUGGAACUACUUAAACACAAACUGCUUUGAAGUGACCAUUGAGUUAGGCUGUGUGAAAUACCCAAAUGCUGAAGACUUGCCAAAGUACUGGGAGCAGAACCACCGGUCUCUGCUCCAGUUCAUAAAACAGGUUCACCGAGGUGUCAAGGGUUUUGUGCUGGAUGCCACAGAUGGAAGGGGCAUCUCAAAUGCUACUAUUAGCGUUGCUGACAUCAAUCACCCUGUCACCACUUAUAAGGCUGGAGACUACUGGCGCCUGUUGGUUCUGGGGACUUACAAAAUCACAGCCUCUGCUCGAGGGUAUAACCCACUCACCAAGACCGUGAACAUUGGGGACAGAGGCGUGAUGCAAGUCAACUUCACUCUUUCACGGACAGAUUCCAAAGUUGAGGAGGGGAAGACCCCAGUCAUCACCAAUGAAGACACUAGCGAUCCCUCUACCAAGGAGUUUGAGACCCUGAUCAAAGACCUCUCGGCGGAGAAUGGCUUGGAACGCCUCAUGCUAACCUCUUCAAUGGAUGUUUCUCCCUACCGCUACCAUCCAUACAAAGACCUGUCUGACUUUCUCAGAGCCCUCAACUUGAACUACCCUCAGAUCACAAAUCUCACCAACUUGGGUCACAGCGUUGAGUACCGUCAAAUGUGGUCCCUCGAAAUAUCCAACAAACCCAACCAGUCUGAGCCCGAGGAGCCGAAGAUCCGCUUUGUUGCUGGUAUCCAUGGAAAUGCCCCGGUUGGCACAGAACUGCUCCUGGCGUUGGCAGAGUUCCUUUGUAUGAACUACAAAAAGAACGCAGCCAUCACCAAGCUGAUUGACAGGACAAGAAUUGUGAUUGUGCCUUCCCUAAAUCCAGACGGGCGUGAGAUCGCUCAGGAGAAAGACUGCACGUCCAAGACUGGACAAACCAAUGCUCACGGCAAAGAUCUGGACACAGAUUUCACAAGCAAUUUCUCCUUGUAUUCUGGGAUAGGAGAGCCGGAGACCAAAGCAAUCCUUGAGAACUUGAUCCUGAAGCGAGAUUUCAGCCUCUCUGUUGCCCUGGACGGUGGCUCUCUGCUUGUAACUUACCCAUAUGAUAAACCUGUGCAGACAGUGGAAAAUAAAGAAACUCUGAGACAUUUGGCAUCUCUGUAUGCAAACAACCAUCCAUCAAUGCAUCUAGGUCAGCCAGGCUGUACAAAUGAGUCGGAUAAGAACAUUCCAGGAGGUGUCAUCCGGGGGGCAGAAUGGCACAGUCACCUGGGCAGUAUGAAGGAUUUCAGUGUUACUUUCGGCCAUUGCCCUGAGAUCACAGUGUAUACCAGCUGCUGUUACUUCCCAAGUGCUGGACAGCUCCCUAAUCUGUGGACUGAGAAUAAGAAGUCUCUCCUCAGCAUGCUUGUGGAGGUUCAUAAGGGAGUCCAUGGAUUUGUUCAAGACAAGAGUGGGAAGCCAGUGUCUAAGGCAGUUAUUGUAUUCAAUGAAGGUGUGAGAAUCUACACAAAGGAAGGUGGCUAUUUCCAUGUGCUGUUGGCUCCGGGUUUACAUAACAUCAGUGCCACAGCUGAAGGAUAUCAGCAGAAGCAUGUCUUGGUGCAGGUGCGCCAUGAUGCUGCCAGCUCCGUGGUGAUCGUGUUUGAUAUGGAUAACAGGUUAUUUGGCUUUUCAAGGGAGCUCGUGGUAACUGUAGCAGGUGCCACCAUGUCAGCUGUGGUCCUCACAGCCUGCAUCAUUUGGUGCGUCUGCUCCAUCAAGUCCAACAGGCACAAGGAUGGCUUCCAUCGCCUCCGGCAGCACAAUGACGACUACGAGGAUGAGAUCCGCAUGAUGUCCACCGGCUCUAAGAAAUCUCUCCUGAGCCACGAAUUCCAGGAUGAGACAGACACUGAAGAAGAAACAUUGUACUCUAGCAAACACUGAGAUACCACGUGGAAAGGAAAGCUCCCUAUGGACAAGCCCUACAAUGUGGGCCUGCUCUUAUGCUUCAGAGAUCUGGAACGUUAGCUUGCAGAAUGUGUAAGCUCCAGAGACGUGGGUGGCAGUUCUCAAUGUCCGGGGUUCUUCUUUGCUCCAUUCCUACUUAGGCACAUGUCAGCUGAUGUCAGAGGCUGUGAACGCUGUCAGGGUUCUAGGUCAGGGGUUGGAGUUCCAUGUAAUGGAAACACUUGGAAGGCAACUUAUUAGUAUGUACUAGCAGUUUUCUCGACAGUCCAGGUUGGUGUGUGCAUAGUGGAGUAAUAACCAAAUGCCUGGUGGGGUCCAUAGUUCUAAGCUUUUAAAGCCAUUAUUUAUCUCUACCUUUUUGAUUCUUUUCACUCUAUACGUUUUGGGGAAGCCUUGAUCAGUUAUGGCCUUCAGCUACGCUGCUGGUGAGUGGCUCUAGAAAUGGACAGUGAGCUUGGUUUUUGGUUGCUCCGUCCCACUACAAGGGCACAGAGGUACUAUGGGCGGCUCUGCUCUACUGCAGGCUUCUAAUGCUUCUGACGCGUUUGCGGGGGAAUAAG
Dermochelys coriacea (leatherback sea turtle) is the source of this 4713-nucleotide messenger RNA. It is a transcript of the gene CPD, whose product is annotated as carboxypeptidase D. Gene Ontology annotation, biological process: proteolysis. Gene Ontology annotation, molecular function: zinc ion binding; metallocarboxypeptidase activity. The transcript has 21 exons. The coding region runs from base 65 to 4129 and encodes 1354 amino acids. The record is from RefSeq and is a predicted model, not a curated record. NCBI's taxonomy places the organism in Eukaryota, Metazoa, Chordata, Testudines, Dermochelyidae.